Messenger RNA from Zygotorulaspora mrakii, 1695 nucleotides. RefSeq names its product Vba1p (gene VBA1). Gene Ontology annotation, biological process: transmembrane transport; basic amino acid transport. Gene Ontology annotation, molecular function: basic amino acid transmembrane transporter activity. Lineage: Eukaryota; Fungi; Ascomycota; Saccharomycetes; Saccharomycetales; Saccharomycetaceae. The transcript has a single exon. Gene Ontology annotation, cellular component: fungal-type vacuole membrane. The record is from RefSeq and is a predicted model, not a curated record. Bases 1 to 1695 code for a protein of 564 amino acids.
AUGGAACCUCUUGAUGAGACAUCGUACUUAUUGCCUAGAGAAGCAACAGAGGACCACAAUGAAUUGGAAGAGGUGUACCACCGUCACAAUCUUUCAAUACCAAAGGGCCCUAUAUUAAUUUCCCUCUGGCUGGGAAGUUUCAUCAGCUCAUUAGAUGGUACAGUUGUUGCCAAUAUAAUGAAUAGGGUGGCAGAAGAGUUCUCUGAAUCCGAUAAGAAACAAUGGAUGGCAACCAGUUUCCUUCUGACAAACACAGCAUUUCAACCUCUCUAUGGUAAGCUAUCUGAUGUGACAGGGAGAAGAUUUGCUCUAUUAACAGCAUAUUUUUUCUUCAGCAUCGGAUGUGUUUUUACUUGUUUUGCGCAGAAUGUUACACAAUUUUCAAUUGCAAGAGCUAUUUGCGGUAUUGGUGGCGGUGGUAUGAAUGCAUGUAGUAGUAUCAUUGUCAGUGAUAUAUGCUCAGCGCAGGAACGUGGUAUUUAUCAAGGCUACGCAAACAUUGUCUUUGGUUUGGGACAAAUGUUAGGUGGUCCAUUAGGAGGAUUGUUUAUUGGCACAAUCGGAUGGAGAGCGAUAUUCGCUAUUCAAGUGCCAAUCAUCAUCCUAUGUACCAUUAUCGCUUUAUUUAAGCUCGACAUCAAGUUGGUUCACGUACCGGUUGGAUCUAAAAGAUUCAGUGCCGAAAAUUUGGCAAGAAUUGACAUUUUUGGCUCUCUAUCAUUGACGGCAACCAUCUGUGGAUUGAUUUUCCUUUGUUCUACUGAUCUGAACAAACUCAUUCUAACGGUGAUCACAUUGUUGAGUUUUUUUCUGUUUAUGUGGAUUGAACUGUACUACGCCAAGGAAAGAAUUUUACCAAUAGAGUUAUUGAAGGGCUCUUUUGGCCUCUGCUCCAUUGCGACACUUGCUUCCUCUUUUAUCAUCUUUGGGGACCUUUUCAGAUCUCCAAUAUAUUUACAAUUGAUCCAUAAUAUCGGCGUAACUAAGAGCGGUCUGUAUAUGGUUUUCCCAUCGAUUUCCGUCGCAGCUGGUUCAUUAGUUACGGGGGCAGUACUGAGGAGAACCAAGAUGAAUUUAGCGACCUGUUCGUAUCUCAUUGCCUCUGCAGGCAUUUGUUUGCAAUUAAUAGGGUUGGUGAUCAACUCAGUCCUGACAAGCAUCGUUACUCCUGACUCUACAAGUACAAAUAUUUCACCGUUUCUUGAUGAACUCGUCUCGUUUUCCUCCGACUCUGUCGUAUGGAAAAUUAUUUACAUCUGCGCAUCUGUGUUUGUUGGCUUUGGCUACGCGUGUCUACUGGUAGCAACAUUGGUGAGCAUUGUUUUCUCAGUUGAGAAAUCUCAGCAGGCCACCAUGACCGGUAUUUUCUACCUGUGGCGAUCCAUCGGUAAUGUUCUCGGUGCUUCGUUGACUCUAGUUGUAUUCGAAAACGCUUUGGGUAAAAUGUUGUGGGACUACAUGUUCAAUAAAUCCGACCACGGCGACUACACAUUCAAGGAAAAGGAGUACACAAAGCUACUAAAGGAUUCCAGCUAUCUCAGAGAUCACUUCUCCACCGCUGUGGUCGGCGGCCUACUAAAGGUUUACAAAUCAGCUCUCGUGAUGUCGUAUGCGCCUAACAUAGCUGUGGGAAUUAUCGGGGUGACAGCCGCGUUCAUCCUAAUCAGGGCUCACCGGGAAGCAAAGACACCUUAA